Monosiga brevicollis MX1 is the source of this 932-nucleotide messenger RNA. RefSeq lists its product as uncharacterized. The coding region runs from base 1 to 477 and encodes 158 amino acids. The transcript has 3 exons. Lineage: Eukaryota; Choanoflagellata; Craspedida; Salpingoecidae. The record is from RefSeq and is a predicted model, not a curated record.
AUGGUUCGUGACCUGCACACACCACACACCACACCGCAAGCGCAUGCACGAGCUCGUCCUCCACACACACCUGCGGCUUUUGAAAAUUCGCUCUCUCUCCUCUCUCUCUCUCUCUCAAAGCUAUCUCUCUCUCAAAGCUCUCAAAGCUAUCUCUCUCUCUCUCUCAAAGCUCUCAAAGCUAUCUCUCUCUCUUUCAAAGCUCUCAAAGCUAUCUCUCUCUCUCAAAGCUAUCUCUCUCUCUCUCUCUCAAAGCUCUCAAAGCUCGCUCUCUCUCUCUCUCUCUCUCUCUCUCUCUCACUCAAGCUCUCUCUCUCUCAAACUCUCAAGCUCUCUCUCUCUCUCAAGCUCUCUCAAGCUCUCAAGCUCUCUCUCUCUCUUUCCAACGUGCAUGGCGAUGACUCGCUCUUCAUACUCGAAACACAUGAGAACAAUGCUCACACUCACCGCACACUCAAAACUCAAAAACUCAAACGCUGACCACACAAUGAUGGCGCGAGGCAGACAACACUAGGCUUGGUAAACGCAAAGUCGCACAAAAAAUAAGAAAGCAAAAAUGCCAAAGCUCGCCAGCUAAUCGCGAAGAAGCACAUUCUCCCACAGCGCACGACGGAAGGCCUUCUCUUCGUCACUGAGCCCUUUCAAGUAACGAGUGAUCCGCCUUUUCAGUCGAGCUCGGGCCGCGCUUAAAUCCGCUGCAAACUUUUGGUGCAGCUGUUCAAGUUGUCCAUGCCAAAAAUCGUAAGCAGCGUCACUGUAAUAAAUGCUGGGAUUCCAUGGCACAAGAGACUCGCGACGACGCCCAUCAAACCUAGGUUUUGGAAAAAUUUGCUGCAGUCGUUUUUCUGGUUGGUUGAACAAUUCGUAAAGACGAGAAAGCUUCUGAUCGUUACAGAUGCAGCAUCUUGGAAUCCUCAACACAAGGUCGCUGAGCU